Messenger RNA from Cladophialophora yegresii CBS 114405, 1404 nucleotides. RefSeq lists its product as uncharacterized. Gene Ontology annotation, molecular function: transmembrane transporter activity. Bases 1 to 1404 code for a protein of 467 amino acids. The record is from RefSeq and is a predicted model, not a curated record. The transcript has 4 exons. Lineage: Eukaryota; Fungi; Ascomycota; Eurotiomycetes; Chaetothyriales; Herpotrichiellaceae. Gene Ontology annotation, cellular component: fungal-type vacuole membrane. Gene Ontology annotation, biological process: transmembrane transport.
AUGGUCUCUACGGCGGCGGAAUCCGGCAGCACAAGCGUCAGCUUCGUCGGGUCUGCAAUGGACGAAGAUCCCGAGAAGUUGAAGACCGCAGCAUUACCUCAGCCAGCGGGAGAUGUGGAUGUGCAUGGAGAGAGUGAGAAGACCGUCGAAGAAGCUCGUGAUGGCAACAUUGCAGUCCCUCAGGGGAUCAAUCCGAUGGACCCAUCUCAAUUCCCCGAGGGAGGGCUUGAAGCGUGGACUGUCGUGUUUGGGGCCGCCUGUGGGAUAUAUGUCAGCUUUGGCUGGAUCAAUUGCAUCGGCGUGUUUCAAGAAUACUACCAAUCGCAUCAACUCAAAGAGUAUACGUCGCAAGAAGUCGCUUGGAUUCCAUCCCUCGAGGCGUUUAUGAUGUUCAUUGGUGGCCUGUGGGUCGGUCGAGUCUACGACAACUACGGUCCCCGUAUUUUACUUUUCGUCGGCACCUUUCUGCACGUCUUUGGCUUGAUGAUGGCAUCCAUCUCCCACACGUACUACCAGUUCCUGCUCUCGCAGGGCGUCUGCUCCGCGCUGGGCGCGUCGAUGAUAUUCUACCCCUCCAUGUCCUGCGUAGUGACAUACUUUUUCCGCCGUCGGUCGCUCGCUUUGGGUAUUGCGGCAACUGGAUCGAGUAUUGGAGGCGUCAUUUUCCCAGUUAUGGUGGAGAGGCUGAUUCCGCAAGUCGGCUUCGGCUGGACGAUGCGCAUCUGCGCCUUUAUGGUUCUGGGCUUGAUGGUACUGGGAAACUUGACGCUGAGGAGCCGCAUCCCGCCUACAGCGAAACCCGUCCAUGCUAUGGACUUUGUGAGGCCCUUUCUGGAGCCGAAUUUUGCACUGUUGGCGCUCGGAAGUUUCCUUACGUUCUUGGGUCUCUUCCUCCCCUUCACGUUCAUCAUCCUCGCCGCACGCGAUCGUGGCGUCCCCGACAGUCUGGCCAAAUACCUCGUCGCAGUCCUCAACGCGGGGUCCACAUUCGGCCGGACGAUCCCGCCGUUCUUCGCGGAUCGACUCGGUCGCUUCACGGUCUUCCUGGCCAUGGGUCUUGUCUGUUGUGUCAUCGUCCUCGCACUCUGGCUUCCCUCAUCCGGCACGGCCGCCACGGUCGUCUUUUGUCUCGUCUUCGGGUUUUCGAGUGGUGCCGUGGCCAGCAUCUUGCCCAGCCUCGUCGCGACAAUCAGCCACAUCAGCCAGAUCGGCGUGCGUACGGGGUGCAAUUUCAGUGUCGUUGCAGUGGCGGUUUUGAUUGGGAGUCCCAUUGGGGGCCAGUUGAUCCAGAAUGACGGGUACAAGAGCAUGCAGGGCUUCAGUGGUGCAUUAUUAGGUGGCGGGUUCAUUGUGUACUCUGUGUUGUGGGUCAGGCUGGGAGGGCUGAAGGGAAAGAGGGUGUAA